AUGGGAAUGUCGGAGUUCUUCAUCAACAGGUUGAGAGACAGAAGACAUUCGGUGCCAAAAUGCUUCUAACAAUGAACGGGGAACUCUUGAGCACGACCAUGUCGACUUCGGGCUCCGCUCUUCCAGUCAGCUCCCUGACCUUAGAGCAAAAGGCCGCCUUCGUCCUGGUCUUCCUGCUCUUCAUCUUCUUGGGCCUUCUCAUCAUCCGAUGCUUCAGGAUCCUCCUGGACCCAUACCGCAGCAUGCCCUCUUCAACGUGGACAGACUACAUGGAGAAGGACACCUUUGAUUACCGCUGGGCCUGACUAUGGGAU
This is a messenger RNA of Nanorana parkeri, 314 nucleotides long. RefSeq names its product cortexin-3-like. The coding region runs from base 60 to 305 and encodes 81 amino acids. The record is from RefSeq and is a predicted model, not a curated record. The transcript is spliced from 2 exons. NCBI's taxonomy places the organism in Eukaryota, Metazoa, Chordata, Amphibia, Anura, Dicroglossidae.